This is a messenger RNA of Priceomyces carsonii, 1770 nucleotides long. RefSeq lists its product as uncharacterized. The coding region runs from base 1 to 1770 and encodes 589 amino acids. Lineage: Eukaryota; Fungi; Ascomycota; Pichiomycetes; Serinales; Debaryomycetaceae. The record is from RefSeq and is a predicted model, not a curated record. The transcript has a single exon. Gene Ontology annotation, cellular component: lumenal side of endoplasmic reticulum membrane; membrane; cytoplasmic side of endoplasmic reticulum membrane. Gene Ontology annotation, molecular function: aspartic endopeptidase activity, intramembrane cleaving. Gene Ontology annotation, biological process: membrane protein proteolysis.
AUGAGCAACGCGAGUUAUCCAUCACUAGAUUCCUUGGGCUACUUGGACAAGUUGUCUUACACAUUACCGUAUAAAUUAUACUCAAAUGACAUAGUACCCGAGCCCAUUAUUCUACCUUUAUUCAUCGUUGGCACAUCGGUGACGUGUGUCGUAAUAGGGUCAUUUUCAACAUUGGGCAGACCAAGAAACGGCCAAGAGGCCAAUUUGGAUAAGGGAGAGAUGUGGGAUCCUACAGAUAAUGACGGAUCCCCAUAUACUAUUACAACUAACUCAGAACUUGAGUCAUUGGGAACGCAGUCAAUGGAGCUCAAACACGCAUUCAUUAUACCUGUGAUCGGAGGUGCUGUACUUUUGGGAUUGAAAACUGCUUUGGAGAAAUGGGAUAAGAUAUCAUUGAAUAAAUGGUUAAAUUGGUACAUGUUGGUGAACGGGCUAGGGCCCGUUUAUUCCACCCUCUCUUACUUGUUAGCUUGGGCUUCGAGGAAAGGUACUCAUGUAUUUGGUCUGAACUCCCUGGCAUUGUUCAAAAGGUACAGAUUAACGAUAGCUGAAGACAAAGAUUUUUUUCCAUUAGGUAGCGUUGACUAUAUUGAUGAGCAAACUAUCAAUCAAGAGAAGGAUAUUAAAGAGCGAACCGAGAUGUAUGAAAAGUUAAAAAAACAUUUGAAGAAAAAUGAUGUCAAGGUGUUGCUGGCAAACUCAGUAGAGCCUAAGCAACAAAAAGCAAAUCUCAUCUUCGACCUUAAGAUAUUGAUUGCUGCCCCGCUAGCUUUAUUAAUCAUCUACGCGUUCUAUAAACAUAACCCAAUUUUGAAUCUGAGCUAUCCUUUUGCUGACACCAAUUGGAUAGCCCUGAACGUGUUUGGCGUCUCGUUCUCCAUAUUUGGCGUAAGCAUGAUUAGAUUGACUAAUUUCAAGAUCGCAUUCGCACUCAUGUCUUUAUUGUUCUUGUAUGAUAUCUACUUCGUAUUUGGCUCUACGGCAAUGGUCUCUGUUGCUACCGGCCUCAAGAUUCCUAUCAAACUCAUGUUCCCAGGUAGACCGAAGACCUCAGACUACUGGGAAACUGGAAUGAGCAUUCUUGGCUUGGGUGACAUAGUCGUACCUGGUGCGGCUGUGGCUUUAUGUUUACGUUACGAUCUCUACAACUAUCAUUCUAAGCUGUUAAGGUCUUAUCAUCAGCUCCUGCCUUUCCCCAAAACCUAUUUCAUCACGUCCGUGGUAUCUUACGCAAUCGGCCUUAUCUUGACUUUGUUAGCUCUCAAUGUUUACAAAAUGUCUCAGCCUGCUUUGUUGUAUAUAGUUCCUUGUGUUAUCCUUGGUAUUGUUAGUAUUAGCGUUCUUCGAGGCGAAUUUAGCAACCUUAUGCACUACGGGGAAGAUAUUACCGCGUUUGACGAUGCGCGGCCACUGCUAAGUGAUGCCACUACUUCUCGACAAGCCGAUGACACCGAAGAAGACUUAGAUUAUGAAUACGAGGAGGUCGAUGACUCUUACGACGAAUGGGAAAGACGAGUGGAGAUAAAGAGACUGCGUUUCGAAGGUUCGUAUGAUCCUGAUGCCAUCGAUCUUUACAAUCCGGUUGUCUACGAAUUUGGUGACACUGACGAUGAGGAUGAUGACACAUUUUUAAUACAAUCGGAAUCUGACAGCGAUGAUUUCUUGAGCGAUGAUGCGGUUUCUGAACCCGAUAUAGCUAUUCUUAGGGGUGACAUCGAUGUCAAUCCCCACGAAUGGUACAGCGACGAAGAUAACAGUUACGGAAGUUGA